GAAUUUCCGGCUUUUCCAUGCAAGAGUCUCUGGAGGCGUGGGUGCUUCGCGUGGAGUCGUGUAGCUGCUCUGGCUCCUAGCAGAGGGUCGGGGUGACCCUCGGCUCUCCCGGUCCUUGUUUAAAUCCUGCGUUCGGCCUGCUCUUCCUCCUCUCGCCAUGGCGGGCAUCCUCUUCGAAGACAUCUUCGACGUGAAGGACAUCGACCCCGAGGGCAAGAAAUUCGACCGGGUUUCCCGGCUGCACUGCGAGAGCGAGUCUUUCAAAAUGGAUCUGAUCCUCGAUGUGAAUGUACAAAUCUAUCCAGUUGAUCUUGGAGACAAAUUCCGCCUUGUGAUAGCCAGCACUUUGUACGAAGAUGGGACACUGGAUGACGGCGAAUAUAAUCCUACAGAUGAUAGACCCUCCAGGGCGGAUCAGUUUGAAUACGUGAUGUAUGGAAAGGUGUACAGGAUUGAGGGCGAUGAGACAUCAACAGAAGCAGCCACGCGCCUCUCUGCCUACGUCUCCUACGGUGGCCUCCUCAUGAGACUCCAGGGAGAUGCCAACAACUUGCAUGGCUUUGAAGUGGAUUCGAGGGUCUACCUCCUGAUGAAGAAAUUAGCCUUCUGAGCAGCUUCCGCCACCAAACAGGUUGGAGGCUCGAUCAGCAGCUUGGGACAUUGCAGAAAAUAACAUCCGUUGCUUCCUCUGCUUCCCUUCGGAAGCGUUUGGAGCAAAGCUCGGCAACAAAUUAGAAGCACCCUUCCGAUGUUCUCCACCGGCUUUAGCAUCCACAACCGGGACAAUUUUUCUCCAUGCCGUUUUCCCAGGGCCCUUUGCAUUAGGAAGAAGCUGCCAGGCUACAUGGCAGCAUUCCUUAUGAAACUGAAGAGUAGUUUUAUCUCCUGGUGCCGGAAACGAUACACUUUUGAUAAGGUGGUCUGUUUUACAGUGCAUUUUUCUACAAAGGCAGCACUACUAUUUCUGGUAAACUGGGCCCCUUUUGGUCAAAAAACACAGAGCAAAAGAAGUCAGCUCCUGCGUCAAACUCCUUACAGGUAAUUGUUACUCCUUUUUUAAAAAAAACCUCGAAUAAAUAUUUUUUAUGAAUUUG
Messenger RNA from Ahaetulla prasina, 1094 nucleotides. It is a transcript of the gene POLR2H, whose product is annotated as RNA polymerase II, I and III subunit H. Bases 158 to 610 code for a protein of 150 amino acids. Gene Ontology annotation, biological process: DNA-templated transcription. Gene Ontology annotation, molecular function: DNA-directed RNA polymerase activity. Lineage: Eukaryota; Metazoa; Chordata; Lepidosauria; Squamata; Colubridae. Gene Ontology annotation, cellular component: RNA polymerase III complex; RNA polymerase II, core complex; RNA polymerase I complex. The record is from RefSeq and is a predicted model, not a curated record. The transcript has 5 exons.